Messenger RNA from Gilbertella persicaria, 527 nucleotides. Its product is annotated as NO signaling/Golgi transport ligand-binding domain-containing protein. Gene Ontology annotation, biological process: intra-Golgi vesicle-mediated transport; endoplasmic reticulum to Golgi vesicle-mediated transport. Lineage: Eukaryota; Fungi; Mucoromycota; Mucoromycetes; Mucorales; Choanephoraceae. The annotation marks the transcript as partial. The record is from RefSeq and is a predicted model, not a curated record. The transcript is spliced from 4 exons. Gene Ontology annotation, cellular component: cytosol; TRAPP complex; cis-Golgi network membrane.
AUUUCCUCCUCCCCUUUUUAAUCCUACGUAUCUUUCUUCUAUAUAAAAUCAUCAUGUCUUUAUCGCCUGCUGUCAAACAAUACAAAGCUUUAGGGGAAGAAGUUUGGAAGUCUAAAGUAGACAAGAUUAAUGCUGAACUAUUUACAUUAACAUACGGCUCCAUGGUUGUCCAACUUGUUAAGGACUUUGAAGACUAUAGUGAAGUUAACAAACAACUCGAGAAAAUGGGUUAUAAUAUUGGACAACGUAUGAUUGAAGACUUCUUGGCUCGAUCAGGCAUUGGUCGUUGUUCUGAGUUUAAGGACACUGCUGAAGCUGUGUCUAAGGUUGGCUUUAAGAUGUUUUUGAACAUUACACCUACAAUUACGAAUUGGUCAAGCGAUAACAAGGAGUUUUCGCUUGUGUUUGAAGAAAACCCUUUGACGGAUUUUGUUGAGCUACCUGAUGAAGCACUAGAAGGUGGAUUAUGGUAUUCUAAUGUAUAUUGUGGUGUUUUGCGUGGUGCACUUGAAAUGGUAAAUCAUAAA